This is a messenger RNA of Caenorhabditis auriculariae, 1713 nucleotides long. NCBI's taxonomy places the organism in Eukaryota, Metazoa, Nematoda, Chromadorea, Rhabditida, Rhabditidae. The record is from the annotation of a GenBank genome assembly.
AUGGUGGCUCUACUAGAUUGCAUUGUCAGGUUGGAUUUUUCAAGGGCUUUCAAUGAAAUUAAUUAUUUAUUAUGAUAAAAUCUAAUUAUCUUUGAAAAAAAGACGAAAUUAAAUCGAUGAAUCACUUGUUUUUUUGUACACUUUCCGGCUAUUUUUUUAACCUUUUUUUCCACAGAGUUUCUGUGAUCUUUCAACUGAUAAAUGAAGCUAUUUCCUCAUAUUUUUAUAUUUUUAUAUAGUUUGGUCACGAUUUUAUUGAUUUCCAGCUACUUGCGAGGCGCUCGCCCGGGCGAUUUCGUGAUUCAUAACGAUAAAAGGCGCUUUUUCGCAGUGGUCUACGUGAAAACCAAUGACGGGGUGACGAGGAUCAAUACUUAAAUUUGAUUAUUGAUCGAAUUACAGGUGAAAGCUGCCUUUCAUGCUGCGGACAAUGACGGCUUCUUCACUUGGAAGGAGAAAAUCUUCGAUGAAAUUCAUGAUCUUUGCGAUUUUCUUGUCGCUUAUCAAAUUCCACUUUUUGUGAGUUUUCGGAGUAUAUUUAAAAUUUGCUUCAAAAAAAGGAGUUUCGGUUUUUUGGCCACGCCCCUUUUUUGCCGUUUCCCUCCUCGCCAGGAUUUGAAGAAUAAAACAAAAACUCAAAAUCGAAUAAAAUUUUUUAAAGGUUAGAUACUGUAUAAAAAAAAAGGAGGUCAAAAAUUUAGAUCUUAGAGAGUACUGAAAAGUCGGAGAGAGUUAGACGAUAAUAAUAAUGAUCUUGUCUAACACCUUCUUCAUUUUCCAUAGUCUCUGACUUCUAGAGAGUGUGGAAAAAUUGGAGAGAGCUAGACAGUGAGAGAGUGCAUGUCUGGAGCUCUCCACUUUUCCUAUAAUCUUUCACUUCUAGAGAGUGUAGAAAAGUUAGAGACUGUUAGACAGUGAGAAUAAUGAUUUUUUCUAACACUCUCAUUAUUUUCCAUAAUCUCUGACCUCUAGAGAGUGUGCAAAAGUUGGAGACUACUUAGAAUUUCCAAAGUGGUCCCUAUAGGGUAAGAAGAAAAAGAGCUCCCUAGAGGGCCAAAAUUUGGGUGGUCCCUGUAGGGGUCUAGAUUCAAGCCCCUAAAGCUCAGUAAGUCGUUAAGAAUUUUUUUUUCUCCUGCUUCGAAAAUUAGGAAGACUGCUAGCAAGCUCCCCUAGAGUGGCCACUUUUGCAAGCUUCCGUGCUAGGAGGAGGAAAAGUGGUCCCUAGAGGGGUUCCUUCAAGACAGUGUAGAAAAGUUGGAGAAAGUUAGAGAAAGAGAGAAAAAUGACACUCCUCUAUUAGCAUUAUCUCUAUUCUUAUAACAAAAAUAUGAUGAAGGAUUUCGCAACGCAACCUUUUCCGUUUAUUUUUGGGUCCGGAAUGUUUUUCUGAACAUUUUUGAGAACCAAGUAUCUUGCGUCGAUUUCACCUGCGCGUCAUAACUCGAAUGAAUUUGUACGAAUGCUCAAAAAUCUGUUUUCAAUAGGAAAGGUUUUAUUAUAAAAUCAAGGAUUGUCCCAAGAAAAAGGUCCUGGCACGAUUGAGAAAGACUUACAGUACCUUUGGAAAUGUCUUGAACUCAAAUUUCAUUGUUUUUCUCACAUACUAACCACCACCCUUUUCAGAAAGAAACGACCGUCCUUCGACGUGACGUCACCAUGUGUACCGACCACCGCCGGGUUCUCGCCAGUCCUCAUACCUCUAACCAAUGCUAA